CUUCUCUCUGCAGUAAGCAUGUUCGCCAGGGUAUCUGCGAACCGCUCACGACCCAACGCACGUUACCGGUGAGAAACCCCCCACGGAAGAGUCAAGGAUAAUCGAUUUGGAUGUGGCGCGCACUUGAGAGUUUGAAUACGGUGGUAAGCCCGAGUGACCGGAGCACCGGCAGUGAAGGAGGAAUACAAUAUUCGGGGUGGCGCUCUCUACUUAACGUGGACAAUCAUGCAUAUGCUGUUUUGGGGACUAGGGUUUUUGCUAUUUCUCCCUGACUUUUUGAAUAUAGUGUCAUCCACGGGGAGAUCGCUAUUGAGUUCAAGAAAAGCUGAAAUUUCCGAGCAGCUUGGCGCAUAUGAGAUUGUAACUCCGGAGCGAGUGAAUGAAGCCGGUGACAACUUUCCCACGAGCGUGCACUUCAAAAGGAAAAGGCGUAGUGUGGAGGAUAGCCCAGGCAACUCCUCUGACCAAUGGGCCUUGCCAUCAAUCCAUUACAAAAUAUCUGCGUUUGGACAGAACUAUCACCUCAACCUGACACCCGAGUCAGGAUUUAUCGCUCCGCUAUACACUGUGACAGUACUUGGAGCACCUAUAGUUAACAUAACGGAUUUCACCCCGGAGGAGGAGACGGAAGAGGAUACGGAGUAUCAGCACUGCUUCUAUAAAGGACAUGUGAAUGCUCAAACGGAGAACACCGCAGUCAUCAGUCUCUGCUCUGGAUUGCUUGGCACUUUCAGGUCACCGGAAGGGGAAUAUUUUGUGGAGCCCCUUCACAGUUACAAUGGAGAACUCUAUGAAGAAGAACACACCAAACCUCAUAUUGUGUACAGAAAGAAAGCCUCUGAGAAUGAGGCAGCCGUGGAGGACACUGCUUGUGACACAUCAGGACAUAAACACAGACACAAGAGGAACAGCGACAAGGUGAAGAGACGUCCGCUGUCCAGCAGUAGCAGCAGCAUGCUGGAUGACCUGGACGACCUGGACGACCUGUCUGCAGGCCUGACUGCCGAUCCCUUCUCCAGAACAGAGAGAGAGAGCGGCAGACGGCCGGCUAAUGACAGCAGCGGCGACUCAGGACCUCACAGGAGAUCAAAGCGCUUCCUCUCCUAUCCCCGCUUUGUAGAAGUCAUGGUGGUGGCAGACAGCAAGAUGGUGGAACAUCACGGGAGCAACCUUCAGCACUACAUACUCACAUUAAUGUCUAUCGUGUCUUCCAUCUACAAGGAUCCCAGCAUCGGAAAUCUGAUUAACGUUGUGAUUGUGAAGUUAGUCAUAAUCAACAAUGAGCUGGAUGGCCCAACCAUUUCCUUCAAUGCACAGACCACUUUAAAGAACUUCUGUAUCUGGCAACAGAGGCAAAAUCACCAAGAUGAGAAUCAUCACUCCCACCACGACACAGCCAUUCUCAUCACCAGGCAAGACAUCUGCCGAGCGCGGGACAAGUGUGACACAUUAGGGCUUGCAGAGCUUGGCACUGUGUGUGAUCCAUACAGAAGCUGCAGUAUUAGUGAGGACAAUGGGCUCAGCACUGCGUUCACUAUCGCCCAUGAACUGGGCCAUGUAUUCAACAUGCCCCAUGAUGACAGCAACAAGUGCAAAGAGGAGGGGGUUAAAAUACAGCAGCAUGUGAUGGCGCCCACACUCAACUACUACACUAACCCCUGGAUGUGGUCCAAGUGUAGCAGGAAAUACAUCACAGAGUUCCUUGACACAGGGUAUGGAGAGUGCUUACUUGAUGAGCCCAUUUCUAGGCCAUACAGUCUGUCGCAGCAGCUGCCUGGACGGAUAUACAAUGUCAAUAAACAAUGUGAAUUGAUAUUUGGGCCGGGAACACAGGUGUGCCCAUAUAUGGUCCAGUGCCGCAGACUGUGGUGCACCAGCCCAGAGGGGGCCCAGAGGGGCUGCAGGACCCAACACAUGCCUUGGGCUGACGGGACCGAGUGCUCUCCAGGAAAGCACUGUAAACAUGGCCAGUGCAUUCCCAAGGAGCACGACGCCACCCCCGUGGACGGGGCGUGGGGAAGCUGGUCUCCGUUUGGCUCUUGCUCGCGGACGUGUGGCGGGGGCAUCAAGAUUGCCGUGCGCGAGUGCAACCAACCUGUGCCCAAGAACGGGGGGAAGUACUGUGUGGGGCGCAGGAUGAAGUUCCGCUCGUGUAACUCAGAGCCCUGCUCCAAGCAGAAGAAAGACUUCAGAGAGGAGCAGUGUGCUGCCUUUGAUGGCCGGCACUUCAACAUCAAUGGUCUACCUCCUAACGUGCGCUGGGUACCCAAGUACAGCGGAAUUCAGAUGAAGGAUCGCUGUAAGCUGUUCUGCAGGGUGGCUGGCAGCACGGCCUACUACCAGCUCAGGGACCGGGUCAUCGACGGCACGCCAUGUGGCCCCGACACCAACGACAUCUGUGUGCAGGGCCUGUGCAGGCAAGCGGGAUGUGACCAUGUGUUGAAUUCCAAGGCGAGGAGAGAUAAGUGUGGUGUGUGUGGCGGUGACAACUCCUCGUGCAAGACCGUGGCAGACACCUUCAACAUGGUGCGCUACGGAUACAACGAAGUGGUGAGAAUACCCAGUGGUGCUACAAAUAUUGAUGUUCGUCAACACAGCUACUCAGGGAAACCAGAGGACGAUAACUACCUCGCUGUUUCAAACAGUCGUGGGGACUUCCUGCUCAAUGGCGAGUUUGUAGUCAGCAUGUUUAAAAGGGAAAUCAAAGUGGGCAAUGCCGUCAUCGAGUACAGCGGAUCCGACCACGUCAUCGAGAGAAUCAACUGCACUGACCGCAUCGAGGAGGAGAUCAUUGUCCAGGUGCUUUCUGUAGGUAACUUGUACAACCCAGACGUCAGGUACUCCUAUAACAUCCCCAUCGAGGAUAAACCCCAGCAGUUUGUCUGGGAUGCCUACGGGCCCUGGCAGGACUGCAGCAGGCCCUGCCAAGGAGAGCGUAAGAGGAAGAUCCUGUGUAGUAGAGAGUCGGACCGUGUGGUGGUCUCAGACCAGAGGUGCCAUGGGGCCGCCAGACCAGCCAUGGUCACAGAACCCUGCAACGCAGAGUGUGAAAUCAGGUGGCAUGUGGCGAGGAAGAGCGAGUGCACAGUCCCAUGUGGGGUGGGAUAUCGUACGCUGGAGAUCUACUGCGCCAAACUCAGCCGUGCCGAUGGAAAGACCCAGAAGGUGGACGAGCGUUACUGCAGCAGUCAACGCAAACCUGACGACAAGGAGAGUUGCCAUGGAGACUGUAACCCAGGAGGAUGGGAGUACUCAUCUUGGUCAGAGUGCUCCAAAAGCUGUGGAGGAGGGUCCCGGCGUCGUGCGGCUGUGUGUGGAAAGUCUUCUGAGGCGGGAAGUGAUGAGAGCAAGUGCAGCCAGAGAGACAAGCUGACCACCGUCCAGAACUGCAAUGAGUUCCUAUGUCCUGCGUGGAAGACCGGAGACUGGUCUGAGUGCCUGGUGACGUGUGGGAAAGGGUACAAGCAUCGGCAGACAUGGUGCCAGUUUGCGGAGGACCGACUGGACGACCGCUUCUGUGACUCGAUGUCCAAGCCUGAGUCCGUCCAGACGUGUCAGCAGCAGGAUUGUGCUUCGUGGCAGGUCGGACCAUGGGGACAGUGCACUACCUCGUGUGGACCCGGCUACCAGAUGCGAGCAGUGAAGUGCGUUGUGGGGUCAUACGGAUCCGUCAUGGACGACACUGAAUGUAACGCUGCCACGCGGCCCACUGACACUCAGGACUGCGAACUGACCCAGUGUCCCAUCAGUCACCCGGUACCGCCGGGGACCAAAGUGCCCUCCCACCUCCCACACAAAACCCAGUGGAGGUUCGGCUCCUGGACACAGUGUAGCGCCACUUGCGGCAAAGGGACCCGGAUGCGCUAUGUCAGUUGCCGUGACAACCAGGGUGGGGUUGCGGAGGAUUCUGCCUGCUCCCACCUGGCCAAGCCCCCGGCCAGGGAGGUGUGCUCUGUAGUGGCCUGCGGACAGUGGAAGGUCCUUGAAUGGACAUCUUGUUCUGUAUCCUGCGGGCAGGGGAAGACCACGCGCCAGGUGGUGUGUGUGAACUUCAGUGAUCAGAUAGUGGACGUAGUGGAGUGUGACGCUGAUGACCGUCCGGCCACAGAGCAGGAGUGUGCCAUGUCCCAGUGCCCUGCUGCCCGCUCCAGUGACUCUCGGCCCCUCCCUUCACCCAGCGGGGGCCCCCGCAAUAACCUGCCCACAACUGCUGAUGGGCGCGGUGGAGGGCGAGCCCAGGCCCACCAGUGGAGAACAGGACCCUGGGGAGCGUGCUCGAGCACGUGUGCGGGCGGCUUCCAGAGGCGUGUGGUAGUGUGCCAGGAUGAGAAUGGUUAUGCUGUCAACAACUGUGAGGAGCACUCCAAACCCAUCGAGCAGCGCUCCUGUGAGUCCGGACCCUGUCCACAGUGGGUCUAUGGGAACUGGGGAGAGUGUACCAAGCCGUGUGGGGGAGGAAUAAAGACGCGGCUCGUGGCGUGUCAAAGGCCCAACGGAGAGCGCUUUAACGAUCUGAGCUGUGAGAUUCUUGACAAACCGCCCGACCGUGAGCAGUGCAAUACUCAGUCGUGCCCGUCUAACCCCCACUGGAGCACAGACCCAUGGAGCUCGGUACGCUCGUAAAUAUAUCCCUUUUGUUUUCUUCCCCCCCUCUUUUUUUUAACAGUCCUCUCAUUUCACCACACACAGAGUUUCACCACUAAACUGUGUAGCAUGACAAAGCAAAACAAACAAAGAAUUCAACUUGAGGGAGAAGGAUGGUUCUGUAGACUUACAUGCUGGAAACUCCAUUUUUCACCUCACCUCCACCUCACCUUUACCCUUUCCCUUGGUGCCUGAGACUGGUCAUCCUUCUAGAGACAGAUGGGAAUUGAUUUCUGUUGCACUUAAGAGAACAAAUAAACACACAACACACCAAAAAGUACAUCAUUUGAAAUGCUUCAUUGACAGCUGUGACCAUAAGAACACUUUCUCUGUUAUCAGUCUUAGUCAGUGUUCAAAAUUCAGGAUCAGUUGUUAUUUCAGAAUCAAAGCUAGUUUGUAAGAUAUUGUUUUCAAAUAUAAUUUAUUACUUAAGAGAUUUUCUUCUUGGUUUCCUUUGUAUAUACAGUAGCAUUAACCUCCAACGUUUCUGUCAUACCUCUUUGUAUUCGCACACAGUCAAUCGUUGUUCAUAUGCAAAUAUUGAUGAAUGUUUCUGUAUAUCAGGAAUUUAAGAUGCCUUGUUUUUUUUUUGUAAACACCCAAAUAAUGGAGAUAAGGUAUACUCAAGUGUUGGUGCUGUUCAUAGUUUUUACACGUGGCAAAGAAAAUAACCUGAAAAGAGUCCAAGUGAAUACACCAACCCUAUUGGGACUAUAUCAUUUUUUUGUACUCUAGAGAUUUACAGGGCAUUCGGAAAGUAUUCAGACCCUUCGACUUUUUCCACAUUUUGUUACGUUACAGCCUUAUUCUAUAAUAGUUUUUUUUUCAUCCUCAGCAAUCUCGAAAUUGAGCUCAGUUGCAUCCUGUUUUCAUUGAUCGUCCUUAACAUGUUUAUACAACUUGAUUGCAGACCACCUCUGGUAAAUUCAAUUGAUUGGGCAUGACUUGGAACUGUCUAUAUAAAGUCUCACUGUUGAAAGUGCAUGUCAGAGCAAAAACCAAGCCAUGAGGUCGAUGGAAUUGUCCGUAGAGCUCCGUGACAGGAUUGUGUCGAGGCACAGAUCUGGGGAAGGGUAGCAAAACAUUUCUGCAGCAUUGAAGGUCCCCAAGAACACAGUGGCCUUCAUCAUUCUUAAACUGAAGAAGUUUGGAACCACCAAAGACUCUUCCUAGAGCUGGCCGCUCGGCCAAACUGAUCAAUCGGGACGAGAAGGGCAUUGGUCAGGGAGGUGACCAAGAACCCGAUGGUCACUCUGACAGCGCUCUAGAGUUAUUUUGUGGAGAUGGGAGAGCCUUCCAGAAGGACAACCAUCUCUGCAGCACUCCACCAAUCAGGCACUUUAUGAUAGAAUGGCCAGAUGGAAGCCACUCCUCAGGAAAAGGCACAUGACAGAUUGACCAAGAUUGAACUCUUUAGUCUGAAUGUCUAGCGUCACGUCUGGAGGACCAUCCCUACAGUGAAACAUGGUGGUGGCAGCAUCAUGUGUGGGGAUGUUUUUCAGUGGCAGGGACUGGGAGACUAGUCAGGAUCAAGGGAAAGAUGAACGGAGCAAAGAACAGAUAGAUCCUUAAUGAAAACCUGCUCCAGAGUGCUUAGGACCUCAGACUAGUGGUGAAGGUUCACCUUUUUAUAAAUUAGCAAACAUUUCUAAAAACCUGUUUUUGCUUUGUCAUUAUGGGGUAUUGUGUGUCAAUUUGAUGAGGGAAAUUUUUUUUUUUUAAUAAUAAAUAAUAAAAAAGCUGUAACCUAACAAAUAUGGAAAAAGUUUAGGGGACUGAAUACUUUCCGAAUGGCACUAUAUAUAUCAUUCUGAUGCUACAGCUUUAUUGACCAUCAUAACUGUAAGACCACCAUCAGACCACCACUGUUUCAGUAAACAGCUGAGGGAUGGGGCUGGAGAAAUGUAAUCACUGUCAAAGUCAUGGACAGAUCUAUGGAUGCAUGGACCGACCAUCCAUGUUUUAACCAUGUUUUAAUACAGUGUUUUGUUUACAAUUACAUUGUACACCAACAAAGGGCUGAAACAAGCUUACAUAUUUAAAAGUCAAAAAACAGAUGUAGCAAUGGCAGAUUGCUCCUUAUUAAUUAGCUUAUGUUACUAAUUAUCUUGUGUUUCUGCCUUAUUUUCCAGUCCACUGUUAUUUACUCAGAAAUGACCUCGUAAAAUGGUAGUUACAUGGUAAUGAACUAAUAAUGACUUUUUAGUCAUGUAUGGGCCGGCUAGUUACCAAUUAUGCUAAAUUCUUAAAGAAAGAAUAGGGUUUCUCAGUAAAGCACAGGUUAACACCAGCUGAAAGUGGACUGUAGAAUAAGGUGAUAGCCAUGUUAUUUGAUAUAUUAUGUGAUUCUUCAAGGUAAUAGUCAUUUUACCACAGCUUGAAGUCCUGCCCCAGAUUCCCUCCUUUUUAUUAGCGCAGACAUAAGCACCCAGCCAAACCAGUAGGUCCAAGGCCCACCGCUCAAAAGGUGCUUGAUAUGAGUGUGUUUAUGUCUUGUUAGAUAUGUCUAUAUAUUCGCUUUGUAAAUAGAUUAUUUUGGUGUGUUCACCAGUGCUCAAUACACAUGUGAAAAUAUGCUAUGCUCAACCAUACCUCACUUAGAACAAACACAACUCAACUAGCCAUUAACUUAUGAUACUUACAAUGGUGCUUUUGCAAAACAAGGGAGAAAUGAGAUGUAAACGUAAAAAAAUAACAAAAAUAACUUAAGGUCACAAACUGUCUAUUGUGACAUAGAGAUAUGUAUGUUAAACACCUGUUGUUUUGAGUCGUUUUUCAUAAUCAAUUUUGUUUUCAUGAUGAGUUGAUUAUUGAUUAUGUAAAAAAAAGAAAAGUAGUUAUGUUAGAUGAAAAUGUGUUAUAGUUUUUUUUUUAACGGUAAAGAUAACUUUUGAAGUGUGUUCCAUUUAUUCACCAACAAAGCGGUUUUUGUUGUAGCUGAAAGAGAAUGCCCCUUGUCCUAGCAUUGUGAACACACAGUCAGUACCUGCGACCACAGGGAGAGUUUAUAGUGUUCUAUAUACCUGGAGCUUAUCCUCUGAGCCAGUCGUAUGUGUCUACCUCAUUCUCUAUUAAACCCCACCCGCCUUUAUCUUCUGCUGGAGGGCUGCAUUCUCAUUCUAAUUCAUCAGGAUGUUGGCCCUAAGCACAGAUCCAGGGUCUGUGUUUUGUUCUACCUCUUAAUAGUUGAGUGGGAUCGGGGUAGUGAAAGCUGAUCUUGGACUUGUGGUUAGGCGCAACCUCUGCCUGGAGCCCACCCAGUCAUUCCUAAGGCUAACUGUAACCUCCUUGGUAAUUAAUGUGUGUGCAUAAGUUGCAGACAUCACACCUUAUUUUAAGGGCCUGUUAACACAGCUCUCAAGCAGGAAGUGAGUGUAUUUCUCACCACACCUUGUUCACGAAAUAAAUACUAUAUCAUUUCUAACAAUCUCCAUAUGAGUAUUGACAAGGUAGCAUACCCGUUUGGGUUGAUUAUGACAAAUCCAAUAAGAGUGUGUAACUUUUUACCCUACUUGAAACAACUCCACACGCAUUAAGUCUCAUUGCAAUGUGGAAUUGUCGAUCAUUUGAUGUGUAGAAUAAAACACAGUUGUAUUAUUUCAUCUAGAGCCACAAAUUACAGCUUGGCUCCUUGUUGGAGUUUAGGGUGCAUAUUUUAGCAGUACGGCAUGAUGCAUUUACAAUGUGUUUGAUGACAUGAACAGGCUCUUGAAAUAAAAUACUCCAUGCCUCUCAUUCCAUAUGGCAGUAUUAGUCUGGGUUUCAAGGACAUUUGUGCAUAUUUAUGUAAUUAUCUGUAUUUAUUUCUACUUCAUUAUAAUGUCAUGUCAAUAUUUAAUUUUAUUUGAACUUGCUGAAUUUGUUCGCUCACAGAAAGGUAACUAUUAAAGUGAAGUAGAGAUACUAUUAAAAAACAAUGUUUCUCUCAUUUAUAGUAUUCAUCGUAAAAGAUUAUGUUCACGAACAAGUGCUUAUUCUCAAACUAAGUUCCAAAACAUCCAUUUAUACUUGUUUCCUUUCCAGUCUAGCUAGUUGAUUUAGCGUGCAGAAAUGUGUUUUAUUGUAUGGAUAUCGGAAGUGAAAAAUGGAGGUGAUAUGAGAGAAGAGAGACAAGACAUCUGCACUCCUGACCUCAUCUUAGUUACAGUAGGACCAGAGCUUAAGGUGAAAACUGAUUACCUCUGGAACACUUUGUUAGAAAUAGUUUGAUUAAAUGAGAUAAUUGCCAUGAAGAACCACUAACAGUGAAGUGAACACAUUCACUUAUACUACCACAGGCAACCUUGUAGUCCUGUUAAAAAUCUCAUCAACAUGUCUGUGCUUUAAUUAAGAAGAUUACCGGAUUUGGCUUUACACUAAUUACAGUAGGAACGUGGAAGUGGUCCAUAUAGUUAACUUAAAUCAACUAUGGAUUAGAUAGGAAAUUCUCUGCAAGUUAUCUCUGCAGAGAGCAUUACUCGAGCUCUCUGACUGGUGUUUUGAAAGGGGCGUUUUCAGUGAAUGAAAAUGUACAAAUCACUGAGCAAUAUCUCUGUUGUCUUAUGAGGUCAGGGACCCAUUGAUCUCUUUGAGCAAUUAUGAUAUUUCUGUCUCUGCCAGAGUUCAAUGCCUUUCGUACCAAGGUAAAUCUUGAUUCUCUGUAACACUGGCUAGGACUCCCAUUUACUGUGCUCAUUCCUAAUGGCUGACAUGUUUUUUUGUGCGCCUGACGACACGUUCUCUUCCACUAUGUCGCCCCCUCAUCCGCCUCUCGCCAGUCCCCCACUUUCCCCUUUUCACUGGCGGGUUGAUGACAUUGUUCCGAUGGCGGGGGGCCAAUGACAGUGACUCAAAUGAGAGCCCGUCAGAAAGACAAUACAGGAGUGCAUUGGGGGUCAAGGGUCACGUUUGAUCUGGGAGGGGCCCCUUCCCUGUACAUCUAAUCAGCAUGGAUGGGCUUCUGGGAAAGGGCUGUGAUCCCAGGGGAAAAAGCCUGGAAAGCCCUGUUGUCUGUGGGGGCCCGAAAGGCCCUGUCGCCUGGGUUCUUUAGAAUUCCAGGACGGAACGCAGGCAUCGGAAUGUGGUGUAUUUUAGGCACAAGUAGUGGUCUGUCAGAGGCACUGUUUUAUUUGAUACGGUAAUAAAAGCAUCUGAUUGAACGAUAAAAUAAAAUUGUGUCUGAAUGCGUGAUAGUUGAAAAUAGUGUGAUAGUUGGAAAUAGUGUGAUAGUUGGAAAUAGUGUUGUAGAUAAAAGGUAGUUGUGUGAUGAUUACAGUUUACAUUGACAUGAAAGUAUAAAUUCCACUCGGAGUAUGCUAAAAUAUGGAGUCUAGUUUAUUAAAUGGUUGGCACGUGGUUGGUUGUAGGGUAAAUUCCAGCAUGGAACACGCACACUAGCUAAGUACAUGAAAGGAAGGUGUCUAGUGGAUACCCACAGAAGUUGUGGAUAUAGAGAACUGGUUGGUGAUUUACUUCCCCAGUGUUGUAAUGAUUCCCAAGGUAAUAGAAAGUUAUUGGUGCAGAGCACUAUGGCUGGAAAGCUAAUUUAAAGAGUAUAUAAAACGUUGAGGAAUGGUCUGACAUUUAAAAAGCAGCAGUCUGGCUCCCUGCCCCUCAUUGUUAAUGCAUUUGAUUAAAUGAUUUAAACCUUUGUAAAAUGCUAUUUCUCCUAAAUGGCCCUCCAGGACCAUGAUCAUAGCCUGUGUGUGUACUCUUCGUGUCUACCUCACUCCAAAUUCCAAACACCACUGUAACCUCUGCUCAUAGGCCAGUGGGUGAAUCAAUAGUAUCACAUGUGUUAUGGUAACUAAAACACCAUAGAUGGACAAUAACUGCACCUUAAAAGUAGAAUUGUGCUGCACGCUCUGAGGCUGUGUUUACUUACACAGGCACCCCAAUUCUGAUCUUUGUUCCAUUAAUUGGUCUUCUGGCCAAUCAGAUCAGCUGUUUUACCAAUAAUUGGGCAAAAUAUUAGAAUUGCGCUGCCGGUGUAAACGCAGUCUCAAGUUCUCAUGCAGACUGAUAUCUGGCCUCAAGUGGUUAUUUUAAAGGAGGGCUAAAUGCAACUGUUGACAGACUCUUACACUGCUGGGCCCCAAUAACAGCCUCUCCCAGAGGUGUGCAUGUGGGGAACAUCUGGGCGACUAAGUCAGAUUGCCUAAAUGUAAAGAAACAACACAUACAGUACAGUACUCACAUUUAAAUGUUCUCCCUUAUGUGUAUUGACAUUCAUUAGAGCAAAAAAAUACAGCAAGUAAUCACACAUUGUUGGUGUUUUGGCUUCAUUUUCCAUUUGUUAAUGGAACAAACUAACAUUCGAUGGAAGGUUUCAUUUUCAAUCAAGUUUAUUAUAUGAAAUUGGUGUCUGUGGUUAAACAUGUAAAACCGUAUCAUCCCUUAAAUUAAAUGACUUUAGUAACAUUA
This is a messenger RNA of Oncorhynchus nerka (sockeye salmon), 11046 nucleotides long. It is a transcript of the gene adamts9, whose product is annotated as ADAM metallopeptidase with thrombospondin type 1 motif, 9. Gene Ontology annotation, biological process: extracellular matrix organization; proteolysis. Bases 226 to 4623 code for a protein of 1465 amino acids. The record is from RefSeq and is a predicted model, not a curated record. Gene Ontology annotation, molecular function: metalloendopeptidase activity. NCBI's taxonomy places the organism in Eukaryota, Metazoa, Chordata, Actinopteri, Salmoniformes, Salmonidae. Gene Ontology annotation, cellular component: extracellular matrix. The transcript is spliced from 28 exons.